AAAAAAUAAAAAGAAAAGGUUCGAGUUUCAAGGGCAACCUCCUCUCCGGUGUGCCUCGAAGGUUCAAAGUUGAAAGCUUUUCAGGGUGAGUUUUCUGUCCGAGUAGCUUUAUUCAUUUCAAUUUCCAAAAUGUUUAAUCGUCAUAGCAAAGACAUUAGUAUUUUGCAUAGGCUUUCAUAUAUUGUUAUGAACAAUUCCUCCUCAAACCCAUCCUUCUUCCUCAGAGUUAGAUGCAUCUCAAAAACGUGUUCAGACCCAUCUCAGUCUUUUACAGUCUCUUACCUCAAAGAAAAACUUGGGUUCUCACCAGAAUCUGCCAUGGCGGCUGGCAGGUAUCUCUUUUUCAAAACCCCAGAUAAGCCUGAUUCUGCCAUUGCAUUUCUGGAGAAACAUGGGUUCUCGAAAACCCAAAUCAAAAAGAUCAUCGCAAUUCAACCAGGUCUCCUGUAUUCUAAUGCUGAGAAAACCCUUUUACCCAAGCUAGAAUUUUUCCUAUCUAAAGGUGUUUCAAGCCCUGAACUCACCAAAAUCCUUUUUUGCAACCCCAAGAUUUUAGCUUGUAGCUUAGAGAAAAACAUUGUCCCUUGCUUCAAUCAACUUAUCAAUGUGCUCCAAUCUGAUUCCAAGGCUAUGACAGCUAUAAAACGCUAUCCAUUUCUUUUCUCACGUAAACUUGACGCUUAUCUGUCACCUAAUAUCAGUAUUCUGAGGGAUAAUGGAGUGCCUGAAUCAAAUAUCAUAUCAAUGUUUAAUUACCACCCUAUAUCUUUUGUCGUAAACCCUGAUCAGUUUAAGGAGAUUGUGAAGAAAGUGAAGGAAAUGGGGUUCAAUCCUUUGGUACUUAAAUUUAUUCUUGCUGUCAUUGUGUUUAGAAAAGUGAGCAAGCCUGCAAUGGAGAGGAAGUUUGACGUUUAUAAGAAGUGGGGUUGGUCUGAACUCGAGAUUUGGGAAGCUUUUCGGAGGUAUCCAAAUGUUAUGGAAACAUCGGAGGAAAAGAUUGUGGCAAUAAUGGAUUUUCUUGUGAACAAAAUGGGUUUUCAGUCUUUGCUCAUUGCCAAUCAACCAAGUGUUUUUGGGCGGAGCUUCGAGAAGCGUAUUGUUCCAAGGGGUUUGUUUGCUCAAGAUUUGUUAUCAAAAGGUUUAAUUAAGAACUUGGGAUUGUCUACAUUGUUUGACACUUCAGAAAAGGUGUUUGUUCAGAUGUUUGUUAACAAAUAUGAAUGCAAAGCACCGGAGCUGUUAUUGCUGUACAAAGAAAAACAGGAUCUUGCAACAGGAGGCAAAUAUAGAUCAGGGUAGCAUAAAAUCUAACAUAUUUGAUUGAGCUGACUUUUCUGUCCGAUUGAAUUCCUUGAUCUCAAACUUGCUCCAGUUUGAAUAAAUGAGUGCAACUAGUACUGUAUUUUUAGCAGUAUUCACUCUUGCCAUCUGUGAAACUUGAACUCAACUAUGUGCUCUGCCUGUUUUAUGUGGUUUAAUUGUCAUCUUGCUUGAAAUGCAACUGUGAAAUGAGUCUCAUUUAUAGAGUUUAUGAUCUUUAGGUUUAUUAUAUUGUGUGAUAAAGAUUUUGGCUCCAAAUGGUGUUCGUUUUUAUGCAACUUUUCUGCUUGUUUGAAGUUAUGAAGGUCAAAUUACCUGUUGUUUUGGCGCAGCUUUGUGGCUGUAGUUUUAAUUAUUAUAAUAAUUCUGCUGGUAGCCACCAAGUAAAGCGUGAUUGUGGAGGGUAGGUAGAGAAAAUGAGGUUCAAUCCUUAAAGGUUUACGCUGUUUUUACU
Molecule: messenger RNA, 1774 nt
Organism: Durio zibethinus
Lineage: Eukaryota; Viridiplantae; Streptophyta; Magnoliopsida; Malvales; Malvaceae
Product: transcription termination factor MTERF15, mitochondrial-like
Biological process (GO): regulation of DNA-templated transcription
Molecular function (GO): double-stranded DNA binding
Source: RefSeq, a predicted model, not a curated record